This is a messenger RNA of Anastrepha ludens (Mexican fruit fly), 468 nucleotides long. RefSeq names its product glutamic acid-rich protein-like. The transcript has 2 exons. NCBI's taxonomy places the organism in Eukaryota, Metazoa, Arthropoda, Insecta, Diptera, Tephritidae. Bases 1 to 468 code for a protein of 155 amino acids. The record is from RefSeq and is a predicted model, not a curated record.
AUGAGGGAGGACGGCGACGGGAAUGACGAGGGUGACGACGAGAAGCAAGUGGAGCCGAGACAGCAACGUGAACGAAAGCCGACUAAGACAGCGGUUUCGGCAUCGGCAUCGGUAUCCGUAUUGACGACAGCAUUGACACACGAUAAGCAACCGGCUGAGAAGGAAGAAGCUGAGGUAAGCGGAGAACAGGUGAAAAACACAAAAGACGAUAAUGCGGUUGCAAAGCAAGUGAUUACAGAGGAAGCACGAGCAAUAAAUGAAAAACCCGAAACCGAGAGUGGAAAAGAAGAAGCAGCAGCUGCAGUAGUGCCGGAAAAUGAAACCAACGACGAUACGGAUACAGAUGAAGAAGAACAGGAACAGGAAGAGGACGAGGAAGAGGAAGAAGAAGAAGACGAGGAAGUCGAACCGAAUGUGAACGCAAGCGAGACUACAGCUGUUCGCAAUGCAGGCGAUCGGGCAGCAUAG